Molecule: messenger RNA, 1110 nt
Organism: Oncorhynchus tshawytscha (Chinook salmon)
Lineage: Eukaryota; Metazoa; Chordata; Actinopteri; Salmoniformes; Salmonidae
Gene: commd3
Product: COMM domain containing 3
Exons: 8
Coding region: 285-875 (196 amino acids)
Biological process (GO): sodium ion transport
Source: RefSeq, a predicted model, not a curated record
AAAUGGGGCAACAAAAGAUGUAGUGCUCUGUCCUGUAGCCUCACAUGGUCAAUCAUGAUUUAGACCUACUCGAGAAUAAACUAUGCCAAUAUAUUUUUCCUGGAUGAAAGAUAGGACUACUGUAGCCUAAAUGAAACGUAAAUACGUUGUGAAACUAUAGAUGUUUUCACUUCUGUACAAGCAGUGAAUGAACGCCGUGUGACUGUCUUAUUUUAUCCGUUCUGCAUGCAGUGUCAGCUGAUCGCGUCACGUGAUCCGGUGUCGUGGGUCAUUCCUCUCUCAAAAUGGAGUUGUCUGAGUCCGUGCAGAAAGGGCUGCAGUCUCUAGCAGACGCGACGUUUUUCGACAUGAAAACCUUCUCAGUGUUCAUAGAAGUGGCUUUUCGCAGUUUGCUAUCAGCCCAUGCAGAUCGUAGUGUUCUCGAUCAGCCUGAAUUUAAACGUCUUGACCAGAAGUUGCUGAAACAUUGUCAUACUGCUGCCACGACCUGCAUACUGGAGGGGGUCAAACAAAAUGCUGACAAAUCCACUAUAAGUGCGUGCCUGGAGGAUGUUGGUUUUGAUGCGGAAAGAACAGAAGUUUUCUACACUACGUACCAGAAAUGUAGAAGUGAUCUGGAAACUCUAUUGUCAAGUUUAGGGAGAUGCCCACCUCAUAUCAAUGACGUGUCCUGGCGCCUGGAGUACUGUAUCAAGAACGGGCAUGUGCAUAAGGUCAACGAGCCGUCCUAUCUGAUUUCAUUAAACGUUGAGAAUGCCAACAACGGAGGAUCGUCAGAAGAUCUACAUUUUAGCUGCACGAUGGAGCAACUUCAGGAUUUGGUGGGAAAGAUGAAAGACGCUGCCAAGAGUCUCGAGAAGGCUACGCAGUUGUAAACUUGCGUUGUGCUCGAAGCGCCCUGCAAGAACUGUGGAAUCCGGUUUCUCACGUGACCCCUCUUCUCAUCUGCUCCACUCUUCUCAAAGCAAUGAAGUUCAGCGAUUUCAAGCGGUGUUGAUAUUAUUUGUGUCCGCAUUGUAUUUUAUACUAAUUUCUUUCGUAAGUGUAUAUAUACUGUUGGUUGUCCGUUCUGCAAAGAUGUAUUGUUAUCAAUAAAUACGUUCAAUGAAA